Messenger RNA from Culex pipiens pallens (northern house mosquito), 2713 nucleotides. RefSeq names its product peptidyl-prolyl cis-trans isomerase G (gene Moca-cyp). Gene Ontology annotation, biological process: protein peptidyl-prolyl isomerization. Gene Ontology annotation, cellular component: intracellular membrane-bounded organelle. The record is from RefSeq and is a predicted model, not a curated record. NCBI's taxonomy places the organism in Eukaryota, Metazoa, Arthropoda, Insecta, Diptera, Culicidae. The transcript is spliced from 10 exons. Gene Ontology annotation, molecular function: peptidyl-prolyl cis-trans isomerase activity. Bases 194 to 2548 code for a protein of 784 amino acids.
UCAGUUUCGUUUUGGACGAUUUUCGGCAGAAGUAGAAAAGAGUGCGUGUGCAGUGUUUAUCUUUGCGUGGCUUUCCGGCUUAAAUUACCCCUGAAAUUCGGUUCAGGUCUCCGCCUGCGACUGUCCCUCGGUCAGUGGCAAAUGAUUCCGUGGAAUUUAGUAACCAACAACGUGUAACUAACCCGCCGCAACGAUGAUCGUCAACGUGAACGUGGCCCAGGUGCGGUGCUUCUUCGAUGUCUCCAUCGGGGGGCUGCCGGCCGGCCGGAUCGUGUUCGAGCUGCAGCCGGAACUGGCCCCGAAGACGUGCGAGAACUUCCGGGCGCUGUGCACCGGCGAGAAGGGCAUCGGCCAGAAGACGGGAAAGCCGCUGCACUAUAAGGGAAUUGUGUUUCAUCGAGUAGUGAAGGAUUUUAUGAUACAAUCGGGAGAUUUUUCCAAUAGCAAUGGAACCGGAGGAGAGUCGAUCUACGGCGGAACGUUCGACGAUGAGGAAUUCACGUUGAAACACGACAAGCCGUUUUUGCUUUCUAUGGCCAAUCGUGGCAAGAAUACAAACGGUUCGCAAUUUUUCAUUACAACGCAACCUGCACCCCAUCUCGAUAAUGUGCACGUUGUCUUUGGCAGCGUUGUGUCCGGGCACGAUUUAGUGCGACAGAUUGAGCAACUGCCGGUGGACCGGAACUCGCGACCCCUGCAGGACGCGGUCGUCGCCAACUGUGGCGAGCUGGUGCGCCAGGUCAGAGAGCGAAAGGAAAAAAAGAAGAAAAAGUCCAAAUCGAGCGCCAGUGAUGAUUCCGACGACGACGACGACGAGUCCUCGAAGAAGCGCAAAAAGGAUAAAAAGAAAAAGAAGGAAAUCAAGAUCAAGAAGGAAAAGAACAGUGACGACAACCUCGAGGAGGGAGAGUUGGACGAUGACGGAGAACAGCACCCGAUGACGACGGUCACCAAGAUCGAUCCCAGCGAGAUACCGGAGGUUUCCAACAAAUUUCUGAUGCGCGGUGACGGUCGAAAGCGCGAGGACGGCGAUGACGAGGGUGACGAUCGCGGUCGCAAACGAGAUCGAUUCCGCGAGCAGCGUGGCUUCGGGUGGUCCAAGAAGUACGUUCCGGUGUCCAAGAGUGGACGCGUCAUCAAGGGGCGCGGCAAUUUUAGAUACCGCACUCCGUCGCGCUCAAGAUCAAGAUCUCGUAGCCUAACGCCGAUCCACUGGAAGGUGGCACAGAAACGUACAAUCAAGAUGACCGAUUUGGAGAAGCUUGAGGAUGAGAAGCGCGUGCGCGAGGAGGAAAUCAAACGGCGGGAGAUGGAGCGCAAGAAGCGCCACGAAGGAAUCGCCAAGGACUCUGGGAAGAAGUCGUUCUUUGAAGUGAAUCAAGGUGGACAGGUGGAAGAUGGAGGUUCGGAGGAUGAUGGUGAAGGUAAGAAGACGAAUGACAUGAACGCUUUGGACUACGAGCAGGGAGAUUCGGACACGGAAGGUGGGACCAAGUACACGCGCAAAGUAACGGUGGCUCGAGCGGAGGUUGAGAUCAAUCGUGACGGAGACAACGGCGCUAAGAAGGACGGUAAAUCCAAGUAUCGCAAGCAACGGCAGAGUUCAAGUCCCUCUAGUGACGGUGGAGGAGGUCGGGAUGGAUCUCGCAGUCGAUCGAGGGAACGUCGUCGGGACUAUCGCGAUCGUGAUCAGAUGCAGGGAUACUAUCGUGGAGGCGGUGGCGGGUACCGCAGACAGUUUGGAGGUCGCUGGAACCCUCGGGGAGGUCGUGGUUACUUCAACAAUAAUCGUGGCCGAGGUGGUUACUAUGGCGGAGGAGGGUACAACAAUCGUUACGAUCGACACCGACGUUCGCGUAGCAACGAGCGCAAGAAAUCCCCAACUCGAGAUCGCAGCGGCCGCAAUCGCUCGUACUCGAAAAGUUCAGGAUCACGCAGCCGAAGCCGGUCGGUAUCUCCGCGACGCCGCACCGAAAAGAACCGACGUCGCAGCAGCGACUCCCGCUCAAAGUCUCCUGCGUCGAGGAAGCAGCCCGAACAGCAACAUCAAGCCAAGCAGGCAAGUCCCGACCCGGCCGUGAAGCGAGAGCUCACCGAGGAGGAAAAGGCCCGACUACAGAAGGAAAAGAUGCUCAAACGUGCGGAAACGCUACUGCUGCUCAAGAACCACAUGGAGAAAGAGAUCGAAGAGCAGCAGCGCAAGCAGCGCGAAAAGCAGAAACAAAAGGAGCUGGAAGCGGCCGCGGAACUGGCCGAGCUCGAACGCCUCAAAAAGGACACGAUCGAGCAGCUUCAGCAGCACGACAGCAUGCGGGUCGUCGCAGCGCACAAAAUCUUGGAGAGCAUCGUGAAGGGCAGCAAAACGACAAAGCAGCCCGAAGCGAGCUCCUCCGGCAAGAAAAAGUCCCGCCGCAAGCGGGACUCGUCGCGAUCGUCGUCAUCGUCAUCCGACGGGGAUCGGUCACGCAAGCGGAAGCGUGACAAGAAGAAGAAAAGGAGUCGCCGUCGGUCGUCCUCAUCAUCGUCGUCGUCGUCCUCGUCGGAUUAGAAGAACUCGAGAGCAACAGAUUUUAUUGGUAGGUAUUUGGUGUGAGUGUGUGUGUGAUUUCAGGUUUCCUGGACAACAGACGACACUUGUGGAUCUCCCUCACCGCGCGUUUAGGUUGGUUUGAUUCGAAUAAAUUGUACGUUUUAUCACGUAGCACUAACAAGA